AUGCCUCCCAAGGCAAGCGCUCGCCGCGCAGCCCCCGCAAGUACAGCAAACGCGACUGCCUCAACCCCUCAAAAUGGCACCGACUCCGGUACAUCAACCCCAAGCACGACGCCCGGUCCCGCUGGUCGUCCGGUUCAGCGCCUACAAUCACUCAAGAACCGCAAACCUUCCGGAAGCAUUCCUCCGGCGAAUCGACCACCUACUGCCCUUGGCGGCGAGCAGGCCAAGCCUGUGAUGAAAUACAAGCCCAAGGCGGUCGUACGUCGAAGCAAAGAAGAGCGUGACGCGAUUGAGAAACGCGAGCAAGAACGAUUAAACGAGCGACUCCGCGAAGCCGCGGCCAUUCAACGAGGACGAGGAAGCCGUGGUGGACGGGGUGCCUUCCGUGGCCGGGGCGGACCGAUGGGGAUGGGUGCGAAUGGACCCUUUGGGUCUGGCAUUGGAGGCGCACGACGGGGUCGUGGCGGCGGCUUUGGAGGUUAUGGGGCAGGGGGAGGUGGUGGUUUUGGCGGUGGUGCGCGAAGUCGAUUCCGGUCUGGAAUCAGUGGUGGAAGUGGCAUGGACUACGAUUCAGAAGAAGACGACGAAGAGGGCCUGCGCAUCAGCAUUGACCAGAUUGGGCUGGAGAGCGAUGAUGAAGACGAGACGGACACGAAACAGAUCAAGGGCAAGAUUCCCAUGCGCACCCGCGAGGGAUUGCGACCUGUGCGGGUGACUCGCCUGCAGCAUGAGGAACGUGUGAUCAGCGUGAAUAUGGAAUCCAGCACAGCCAAGACCGAUGAGGCUCGUCAAAAGCUGGAAGCGGCCAAGGUCGCAGAGGCCAAGGCCAAGGAGGCCGAGCCUGCUGCAGCGCCGCCGCCGCCAGUGGACGAACCGCGAGUGAAGGCCGAGCCCACGGACGAUGCUGACACGCUCAUGGCCGAUGUGCCGCAUGAUGACGAUGGCUUCCUACCUACCCAAAGAGUCCGAGUUCGCCGAAAGGUGUCGAGCCCUCGCGAACUGUCAACGCCCGACCCAGCCCAAUCCGAAACCGAGCCCGAACCCAUUGCAGCCCAGAAACCCGUCGAGGUCCGCAGGGACCCCAGAGAGCUACUUCGCACGAAAGAAGAAAUUGACGAGUAUGAUCGCCACUUGGAAGAUCUGAAUCACGUCCGCAAUCUGUUGUACUAUGAAGAGAUCGUCAAAUCUACAGAACCGACAUCCACUGCCGCCGAGCCAUCUGCUGCCGAAGGCGAGCCUGCCGUGGAGCCAUCUACGGAAACUCAAGACGGAGACGACGAAGAGGCCGACGAUGACACCGAAGAUAAUACCACCAACCAGGCUCUGGUGGGCCAAUUGUUCCUCAUGCAAUUCCCUCCGAUGACCCCCAACCUCACCAUCUCCCACACCACUUCGCCGCAUCCAUCGACGAGUGCGGCUCCAACACAACCGGAGCGGGCUGAGCAGCCCACGGAGCCGGCCGUGAAGACGGAAGGCGAGGAAGUUCAGGUCGUGGAGGAUGGUGCCUCUGAUGUUCCCAAGGUCAUCACCGCUGCCACGGAAUGGGCCCUUCCCGCAGGUCGGGUUGGUAAACUGAAUGUGCACCAGUCGGGGCGGGUCACGCUCAAUUGGGGCGGCAUCAGUUUCGAUCUUGACCGUGCCACCACCGUGGACUUUGUGCAGGAGGCGGUGAUUGUAUCUCGUCCACCAGAAGAAGAGGAUGGGGCUCCUCCCCGGGAUGAUAGUGAAAAUCGGGUCUGGUCCAUGGGUCAGCUUUGCGGCAAGUUUACAGUCAUGCCCAAUUGGGACGAUAUCUUGUGA
Penicillium oxalicum is the source of this 1800-nucleotide messenger RNA. Its product is annotated as putative DNA-directed RNA polymerase III RPC4. Gene Ontology annotation, molecular function: DNA binding. The record is from RefSeq and is a predicted model, not a curated record. The coding region runs from base 1 to 1800 and encodes 599 amino acids. The transcript has a single exon. NCBI's taxonomy places the organism in Eukaryota, Fungi, Ascomycota, Eurotiomycetes, Eurotiales, Aspergillaceae. Gene Ontology annotation, biological process: transcription by RNA polymerase III. Gene Ontology annotation, cellular component: RNA polymerase III complex.